AUGUCAUACUACUUCACAAUCCUCUCCGCCACGGACGUCCCACUCUUCAGCCUGACAUUCGGCACCUCCAAAGCAGGCGGUGAUGGGGUCGCACGCUUCCGAUUCCCUGAUUCUGCGCAAUACAUGAAUCAAUUUAUUGUCCAUGCUAGUUUGGAUAUUGUCGAAGAGACGCAAUGGACAAAUGGGGCUCUCUACCUCAAACACAUCGACACCUACCCCCCAACCGCAUCAUAUAUAUCUGCCUUCCUCACCCCCUCUGGCACGCGAUUCAUUCUCCUCCACCAGCCACCCCAACUCCCUUCAUCAUCUAGUGCUGGUGCUGGUGCACACGGCAUAUCAUCAUCCACGUCCUCACUAGCCAGCACACUAGGCGCCGCAGCAACGUCACGCGCAACCUCAAGUUCUAUCGCUGCAAAUCCUACAUCCCCACAAACGGAGGAAGCGAUUAGACAGUUUAUGACUGAAGUAUACGAAAAUUGGGUCAAGACUGUUAUGAGUCCGUUUUAUAGGCAGGGGAUGCAGAUUACGAGUCCGGUUUUUAGGGCGAGGGUUACGGCGGCGGGGAGGAAGUGGUUAUAA
This is a messenger RNA of Talaromyces stipitatus ATCC 10500, 579 nucleotides long. Its product is annotated as trafficking protein particle complex subunit 2/Sedlin, putative. Lineage: Eukaryota; Fungi; Ascomycota; Eurotiomycetes; Eurotiales; Trichocomaceae. The transcript is spliced from 2 exons. Bases 1 to 579 code for a protein of 192 amino acids. Gene Ontology annotation, biological process: endoplasmic reticulum to Golgi vesicle-mediated transport. The record is from RefSeq and is a predicted model, not a curated record. Gene Ontology annotation, cellular component: cytoplasm; nucleus; TRAPP complex.